AUGGCCCACUCCAGUCAACCUUCUUCCCACAGCAUUCUGUACCAAAGUGGGAGAGCCGGGCUGCCCGGCGCCGGUCCGGCUGAGUCGGGCACCGCUCCGGACAGCCCCAGCCGGGGUCCUCCGCCGCCGGGGGCGGGGCCUGCUGCGAGGAGGGGCGGGGCGGCUGCGGGAGGCUCCGCCCGUCCCGUGGCGGGGCGUUCCGCUGCUCAGCGCCCCGAGCCGCUGAGUCACUCCCGGCCGCGCCCAGAGCUCCGUGGCAGGGCCGGGCCGGGGAGCCGCCGGGGACUCGCGCAGCCGGCCUCGCCCGCCGGGAAGGGGGAGCCGCGGCUGGUCUGCCGGCCGCUGGGGAGGCGCCUCUCGCCCGGCCCCAUGCCCCGGCGGCGGGCGGUGCGGGCGCUGGCGCGGCUGUGCCUGGAGAACGUGGCGGCCCACAUGGGCGGCCUGUGGGCCAAGGACUACGCCGAGCGGCGCCUGGACGAGCUGCGCUUCCGCUUCGUGAUGGGGCCCUUCGAGGAGCUGGCCGGCUCCCUGAUCCAGGAACUGAUCCAGCUGUUGGGAGAGAGCCACCGGCUGACUCGAGUCAUGCUGCACUUGCUGCUUGUGCCACACCUGACGGAGCUCAGCCUGCGUGCUUGUCCGAAGUUGGCCAGUGCUGCUAUUGCACAGAUGAUCUCCGUGCGCUGCAAGAACCUGUCCUUACUAGAUCUUCAGGGCUGCAGUCGGAUUCCUUCGGACACCCUGGUUGACCUGCUGGAAGGUUUGCCAUGCCUCACAAAGCUGGGCCUGUCGGAAACCCAGUGCGACACUCGGGUCUUGUCGGCUGUGGCUUGCUCCUGCAGCCGCCUUCGUGAGCUGGCCGCCUCGAACUGCAGCAGGCUGUCUCCAGCGUCCCUCCUGCACCUGGCCUACAGUCCCACCUCAGGCACUCUCUGCUGCCCGAUGCUGCAGGUGCUGUCAGUGGACGGACUGGAGCCGGCUGGUCACAGCCAGGACUUGGUCUUGUCCCUGGCCUUUGUGCUGCUGGCGCUGCCCAGCCUGAGAUUCUUGUCCCAUCACCUGGUCUCCAAGGCACUCUCUCUGAUCCACAGCCAGCAGAUGGGCGGUGCUGAGAUCGCCCCAGGAUUUCCCUCCCUGGCAGAGCUGGCGCAGGGCAGGAGGACUUGCCAGGCCGCCCCAGAGCACUGCAGGAUCCUGCUGCCCCUCAAGCGACUAGCCGAGGUGGAUGAGCCCCUGUUGCCUGCUGUCUCUGCAGUGUGUCCAGACUUGGUAGAGGUGACCGUGCUUCUCGGCGAGAGCCCUGGCUUGGGCCGCUGGUUGCGGUCGUGGGAGACACUCACUCACUUGACUCUCAACUGCGUAGGAAGCAGGAGCCUGGGGGAGUUUGUGCCAGCAAUGGCGGGGGGGCUUGGAGCUCAGCUCCAGUCCCUCUCGCUCGGCUACUGCUUCUUUGACGAUGAGCUGUCUUUCCAUGCCCUGCUGAGCCAUUGUCCGAAUCUCCGGACAUUUAGCGCCUCCCUCAUACCUGCAAUGGCAUGGGAGAGCGAUGACGGGCAACCAGCUCACGAGGCCUGGCAGCAGGCCUCCACCCUUAGGCCUCAGGAAUUCCCGGAGCUUCGGGCUUUCAGCCUGAUCUUUGCCCCCAACGAUCGCCUCUUGUCUUCCCAAAAGGCAGUCGUGUUGAGCUCAAGCAUCGUGUCCCUGCUCAGGCAUUCCCCCCUCCUGGAAACGUUGGAUUUGGUCUGCCUGCCUUUCUCCUUGGACGAGGUGUUUGAGAGGGUGCUGGAGCCCCCUGGCGCAGCCUUGAGGCAUCUCCGGCAGCUCUCCCUCAGCCAAAGCGAAGUUUCUCCUCGCACCGUCCGCCAGCUGCUUUCCUCAGACAAUCAGCUGCAUCUCCUCAACCUGGGUGGCUGCCCAGGCAUCCACCGGAGGCACUACUGCAAGCUGCUCCGGGUGGUCAGUCAGGAGGGGCUGGAGCUGGACAUCACGUGGGACUGAGAAGCCUGUCCUUUUCACCUUCAGGGAGGCAGGCAGCCGGUCUUAAUAAAGCUGGGUUGAUACAGCAAAAGUGUCUCUUCUCCCUCGAGGCAUGGAGCUCCUCACAAGCACAGGACUAGUAAUCAAGUGUAUUGGGCCGGAGAGCAAGUUUUGCAAGUUGAGCUGGCUUCUCAGUUUGAGUAGAAUCCAGCAUGGAUUGAGCAAGAAUAAAUCCUGCCAGAUUAAUCAUAGGUUCUGAUCGGGUGGUGAGCCCAGCGUGUCAAGAAACUGACUAUCCCUGGUUUGGUUCUUGGCCUGUUCAAACAUUGGUUUAGGCUUUGGAGCCUAGUUAGAAGCCAAGGCUGCCUCCUUUAGAGAAGCACAGUCAGGAAGACACUGCAAGGGUGUGAGAGGGGACCAGUCCCGGGUGCAAGAUCCAAGGGCUUCGAGGCCAGAGCCCUGAAGGGAGUUUUUGCACCCGCGUACCAUCUCAUUAACGCCUGGGGGGGUGGGGGGGAGUGAUUUGCUCCGCCUGGGUAGACGUGCCAGCGGCAGCAGCAUGUUGUCAUGGUUGAGGCCUUGGCUGGUCAGGCCACACUACGAGCAGGGAGCCGUAAGGCUUGAGCCUUAGUUUGCGCUGCGUCCUUCCUAAAGGUCAGAUCCCGUCCAGGGAUUUGGCCUUUGUCCUGUAUAAUAGUAAUAACAUUUAUAUACCCCCCCUUUCAGGACAACUUAAUGCCCGCUCAGAGCGGUUUACAAAGUAUGCCAUUAUUAUCCCCACAACAAAACACCCUGUGAGGCGGGUGGGGCUGAGAGAGCUCCAAGAGAGCUGUGACUGACCCAAGGUCACCCAGCUGGCUACAAGCGGAGGAGGAGCGGGGAAUCAAACCCAGCUCUCCAGAUUAGAGUCCCGCACUCCUAACCGCUACACCAAACUGGCUAUUCGAGAUACUAUUCUCGUUGGGAGAGUUGCUGAGAUACACCAAUUUGCCUUUGCUCUUUGGACUUUAAGCUUGAGCUGAAAGGUAGAAUUUGGUUUAUCGCUGAAAGCCUUUACUAUAAUUACUUGAUAAGUUAUUUGGCUUAUUAUUUUCUUCUGUUUUUCAAACUUCCGUAAUUUGUAUUUUCUUGCACUUUUAAUAAACUUUACAUCUUUGUAGAAUUA
Molecule: messenger RNA, 3139 nt
Organism: Eublepharis macularius
Lineage: Eukaryota; Metazoa; Chordata; Lepidosauria; Squamata; Eublepharidae
Exons: 4
Coding region: 1-1995 (664 amino acids)
Biological process (GO): SCF-dependent proteasomal ubiquitin-dependent protein catabolic process
Cellular component (GO): SCF ubiquitin ligase complex
Source: RefSeq, a predicted model, not a curated record